This is a messenger RNA of Pelobates cultripes (western spadefoot toad), 44176 nucleotides long. The record is from the annotation of a GenBank genome assembly. NCBI's taxonomy places the organism in Eukaryota, Metazoa, Chordata, Amphibia, Anura, Pelobatidae.
GUUACAUUGUAUCCCAGUGUCAGGGCUGGCUGUCCAGGCUCCGCCCCGGUCUCCCAUUCUCCCGGCUGCAGUGAUACAGAGCGGUGGAGGCUGUUGCCGCUGCGGCCGGUGUUGGGGCAGUGAUUGUGGCCGGUACCGGAGCCGGUGUCGGUGUCCUGCCCGGGGGGAUGCGGUUGCUGGCCGGGGCCGGGCUGUGCCUGGCGAUGGCCGCGCUGGCCCUGCUGGCGGUGGCUCUGUGCACCGAUCACUGGUACGAGACGGACGCCCGGAGACACCGGGAGCGAUGCUGGAAACCGGGCGGCAAACGGAACGACCCCGGAUACAUGUACACCCCGGGCCAGCACCUCCCGCUGCGGGGGGCCCCCAGGAGCCGGGCCCCCAGGGGCGGGGAGCUCACGCCAAGGGGGGUCCGCCUCAUCUCCAGGGUGGGGGACCCCCUCAUACCUGCCCGGGGGGGCCGAGAGAUCCCCCCACUCCGCCCCUACCUCGCCAUGGACUGCUCCCGCCGCUUCAACUCCACCGUGUCCGGGCUGUGGAGGAAAUGUCACCGGGAGGGCUUCGACACGGACACCGAGGGGUUAAUAGCCAGAGGUAACGGGGGAGGGGGGGUACAUUAUAAUAUUUAUAGGGGGAGAGGGGGUACAAUGUAAUAUUAAUAGGGGGGAGAGGGGGUACAUUAUAAUAAUGAUAAUAUUAAUAGGGGGUACAAUAUCAUAAUAUUAAUAGGGGGAGAGGUGUACAAUAAAAUAAUAAUAUUAAUAGGGGAGAGGGGGUACAGUGUAAUAAUAAUAGGGGGAGAGGGGGUACAUUAUGAUAUUAAUAGGGGGAGAGGGGGUACAGUGUAAUGAUAUUAAUAGGGGGAGAGGGGUACAAUAAAAUAAUAGGGGAGAGGUGGUACAGUGUAAUAGGGGGAGAGGGUACAAUAUAAUAAUGAUAGUAGGGGGAGAGCGGGUACAGUGUAAUAUUGGGGUACUGUAUAGUAGGGGGGAGUGGGGGUACAGUAUAAUGAUAGGGGAAGAGGUGGUACAAUAAAAUAAUAUUAAUAGGGGGAGAGGAGUACAAUAUAAUGAUAAUAUUAAUAGGGGGAGAGGGGUACAAUAUAAUAAUGAUAAUAUUAAUAGGGAGAGAGGGGGUACAAUAUAAUAAUGAUAAUAGUAGGGGGAGAGCGGGUACAAUAUAAUGAUGAUAAUAUUAAUAGGGGGGAGAGGGUAUACAAUAUAAUAAUAAUAAUAAUAAUAAUAAUAGGGGAGAGGGGUACAUUGUAAGAAUAAUGAGGGAGAAGGGGGUACAUAAUAAUAAUAAUAGGGGGAGAAGGGUACAGCAUAAUAAUAGGGGAAGAGGUGGUACAUUAUAAUAAUUAGAAGGAAGAGUGGGUACAGUGUAAUAAUAGGGGGAGAGGGUAAAGUGUAAUAAUAAUAGGGGGAGAGGGUAGAGUGUAGUAAUAGGGGGAGGAGGCAGAUUAUUAUAAUAGCGGGCAGAGGGGUACACUGUAAUAAUAAGAGGGAGAGGGGUACAAUGUAAUAGGGGAGAAAAGAGGUACAUUAUAAUAAUAAUGGGGAGGUAGUACACUGUAAUAAUAAUAAUAAUAAGGGAGAGGGUACAAUAUAAUAGAGGGGAAGAAGGGGUACAUUAUUAAAAAAAUAGGGGCAGAGGUGGCACAGUAUAAUAGGGAGAGAUUGGGUACAGUAUUAUAAUAAUAGAGGGAGGGGUUCAGUGUAUUAAAAAUAGGGGGAAAAGGGGCACAGUAUUAUAAUGUUAGGGGGAGAGAGGGGUACAGUUUAAUAGUUGUGGGGGAGAGGGGGUACAGUAUAAUAGUUACGGGGCAGAGGCUGUUCAGUAUUAUUAUAUUAAAAUAAUAGAAGGGACAGGGGUACAGUAUUAUAAUAGUGGGAGAGGGGUACACCAUAAUAAUAAUUAUAAUGGGUGAGGGGUACACUAUUAUAAUAAUAUGGGGAGAGGAGUGUGCACUAUUAUAAUAGGGGAGCACCUGUAUAUUGCAACAUAUAAUAAGGUGUCGCCUGGUAAGCAGAUUAUUAUUAUUACUACUACUACAAGGGGUCACCUGGCUAGCACCAUGUAAUCAUUAUAAGGGGUCACCUGUAUAGCCCUGUAUUAUACUAGAAAGGAUGGGGUUCACCUGUAUACAGUCCUGUUAAUAGUAAUAAGUAGGAACACCUGAUUAGCUACCUAUAAUAUUAACAAAAAUAAUGGGUCAAUAAUAACAAUUAAGAUAAAAAAAAAUUUUUUUGGGGGGGUCAAUUUAGCACCAUAUGAUAACAACAAUAAAAUGGGGAAGGGGGGGAGAGGAGGUAACCUCCAACACCAUAUAUCUGUAAUGUGAAGAUUAGGAUAAUAUGAAUAAGAUAUAAACUGUAUAUAAACACAUGUAAUAAUAUAAUGCAGUCUAUAUAUUGUAUAAUUUGGGGAGUGUACGGAUAUGUAAUAUACUGUGUGUGUCUUCUCAUUCAUUGUAUAUUAAUGUAUCCCUUCUAUAUAUUGACUGUUAUCAAUGGGGUUGAGGUGAUAAAGUUGGUUUUUGGGAGGGUUGUGGGGAAUGAACAUCCAUUCUGGCACUGGAGUAUUGAAUGUCAUGGCUGCAAGGGUUCUAAUGAUGCAAUGUGGUGUGUGUUAAUAUGUAAUAUUCUCUGCAACAAGGAAUGAUCUGUAUAGCUGCAGGGUGUGAUAAUAUGGGCACAUGGCUUGGAAUGUCUCUAUGUGGGGUGUGAUUGUGUUUCUGUUUUCUGUUGGAACAUUACAAUCAGGUGUAUAAAUGGUACAUGGCUUAAAAACAAGAGAAUACCAUUCCUCUGAUUAUUUGAUUAUCAUACAAAGAGUUGUUUUUAAUUGGGGGAGGGGGUGUAAGUCUCUUAAAGCUGAUCUGGUCUGUCUAGGCUAAUUGCUCAGAUUGGGGAUUCAUUACCUUCUAGUGAUCAGAGUUAAUAGAUCUAUAAUGGGGAUGGGGGGUGAAGGGGCCGGCGAGGCCUAGCCCAUGAUGCCACAGCCUCCCAUCUGGUUUGCCUACACAGUACCUGGAUUACAGUCAGCUCUGUGAUGAGGAGGAGGAGGAGGGUUUGAUGUGGGUCAGUGGCCACAAGGGAGAGAUGGGCUUUAGCAGAAACACAUUACAAUAGAGCAUCUUGGCUCCAGACCUGAUUUCUUCUAUAAUUAUUUAUUUGUACAUUCUCCUACACCGCCAGUGCCAGGUUACAUGAAACGCAAAUACCGAAAUCAUAACUAACUAGCACGGAUGCAGGCUUACUGAUAUCUGCAGUGGUGUCCUUGCAUUACUUGAUGGGCCUUGUAGUCCACAAAUCCUAAACUCACAACCUCCGAGAGGUCUCCCAUCUCUUUCUGCUUUUAAUUCAAGGUGAUACGAUAAAAUAAUAGACGAUCAAACAAACGCAAUAGACAUAAACAAGAUAAUAAGCAAUCGUAUUGUUUGUAAACAAUGCUAUUAUUAAAUGUUGUUUGUAAACAGUGUAAUUAGUGUAAUUGUUCAUUAAGGCUUGGAAUUCCCAAAUUAUAUAGGACAGGCAUAGACAACCUUCGGCACUCCAGAUGUUUUGGACUACACCUCCUAUGAUGCUUUGCCAGCAUUGUGGGUGUAAGAGCAUUAUGGGGGAUGUAGUCCACAACAUCUGGAGUGCCAGAGGUUGGCUAUCCCUGAUAUAGGAAAUGUAGGUUACCCCACAAUUAGCGUUUCUGGCUCUAUGGCUCAGGGAUACAUCUAUUCUAACAGAGGGCUGCUUGGCAGUCCCCCGAUCCUUUAUAAUAAGGGAGAGGAUGAAUUGCUAAUUUUGGAGAAUUUAUGUAUUAUGGGGAUGUAUCAGACAUUGUCUGAACCACCCCCCUCCACAUAAACAGUACCAGAAGGGUUAAACCUUUCGCACUGCAGCUUUUUUACUGCAUCCCCUUUUCAAUAUAUAUAUAUAUUUUUUUUUUUAAACCUAUUGUUAAUUGUCUUCUCUCCAACAAUAUGAAUAAAGUAUGACCCUGUGUUAUAAAGUAAAACGUGAAAGAAGGAACUUGGCAGUUAGUCUGAGAGCCUGCAUGCCAUAGAAUCUUAAUGCAGCCACUGUAGUUUGGUGCUGAAUUAGUGAGUUUGCUGGGCUGCUGUCCAUGGUUCUGAAUUCUCUAUGGGCCCUUCCAUCAAAGAUACAUUUUAGAAAGUAACAUGCUCUAGCUAUUUAGAUAGAGGGAAACACUCAUGUCUAUAAAGUUUAACACCGAUACGACAUGUCUAAGAUACGAAUAUAUUCACUUUAACACACUGAUCAUUACUUCUCACUCAGUUUUUUUUAUAUGUAACAUUUUUCUUUUUGUAUUUUUGUAUUUUUUUUUUUCUAAAUGGUGGGAUUUACUCAAAAUUUGCUAAAUUGUGGCUAUGGAUGAAUUAGAGAUUUUAUUUUAAAUGUUACCCCAGUUAUGUUGGAGUAUAUUUUUGAAUUUGGUUACGUGGGCCUAGAAAUGACUAUUAUCUUGUCAGUUCUCUACGAUUAGCAGCUUUCAGAACACACCCCAAUGCUAUUAGGGAAGGAAGGUAUUGAAGGAUUGUAUUUUUAUUUAACAGUAACAUGGAAAUAGUGCAGAUUUCAAUAGAAAUUUACACUUGUAGAAAUCAUACUGGUUACCCCCCCCCCCCCACUACAACUGGUCCUGUUACUUCCUGGUUUGGUCAGCUUAAUGGCACUGAAUUCAAGAGGCAACAGCUGCCCACAGUGCCUGCGUCAAAGACAUCUCAUUGAGCUGAAUUGGGAAAACCUGUAGAUCUCUUGUCUGCAGCGUUUGCAAGCCCUCCCCUUCUAACCCCGCCCAGACUCUCUGUGGCUGUCCAAUCACAUCUCAUUGAUUGGACAGCCACAGAGAGUCUGGGCGGGGUUAGAAGGGGAGGGCUUGCAAACGCUGCAGACGAGAUCUACAGGUUUUGCAUUCUGUUUUUAUAUAUACCCCAAAUGCAUAAUAAAGUGCAUGAAAGCUAAACAGUGAUUUGCAUUUAUUUUGUAUUUGGCCAGUGGAGUGUCCCUUUUAAGAAACGCUAGGGAGAAUAAGAAAAAGAGGGAAAAGCAAACUAUGUUAGUAUUUAAAUAACAUUCCCGUAGUAAAACUCUAAUAUGACUACAGCUGUCCGACAAAGCACAAUAUGCAGGUAUGUAUUUUUCCAAUGACUCUCAGGUAUAAGAAAGAUUGUUGUCAAUGAGCUACUGUGUCAGCAAUGAGUAUUCGAUUUAAGUGAGCAGUACUCAUAAGCUAGCUGAGUGCACACUGAAGUCAGUGGGGAAUCGAUUAUUACAAUUCCAUAUAAACUAGUAAAACAUACACAUUGAUACAAAUUCAUUGUUUAGCUAUCCAUCCAUGGGUUCAUAUUGCAUGUUAACAGUCAGAUGUGCUACUGUACUGGUGAAUUAUGGGAAAACUGGCUUAAUUGGCAUGGAAUUACCUGUCUGUUUAAUAGAACUUCGUUCUAAAGUCAGAGUUUAGCUUAUUACAAUAUACAGAGAUGUAGAUCUGUCCGUCUUUUAGUCUGAUGAAUAGAUGCAUUUAGAUGUAGUUGCAUUCACAGUUUAAAGUGCGGUUGACCUUGUUACUAUUCCAAUGGUAUGAACACUAUUAAAGGGACACUUUAGGCACCCACACCACCUCAGCUCAUUGAAGCAGUACAGUCCAGUGUGUCCCUGCCCCCCUUAGUCAUACAAUGUAAAUCACUGCUGUUUUUGAGAAACUGCAGCUGAUUACAUUGCGGGACUAAGACCGCCCCUAAUGGCUGUCAAUCAGACAGCCACUAGAGGCACUUUUUUGGUUAAGCAAAUUUUGGUCACCAAACUGAUGUUGGACGUUCUCACCCUCUGCAUGAAGACGUCCAGCGUCUCUUAAAUCCCCAAAGGAAAGCAUUGAAACAAUGCUUUCCUGUGGGGAGGGCUAAUGUGCCCUUGAUCAUUAUCCCCUCCCCACUCAUCAGAGGAGUCAAAGUACUGACCCAGUGCGAAGGAGAUCAGCACUGGAGUUAGGUAAUUGCUUAAAACAAGUUUUUAACCCUUUCCAUGCCGGUGGCUGGCCACAUGGUAGGGGGCGAAAGCUAUAGUGAAAGGAAUUCCUGUUAUAUUCCUUAUGCUAUAGAGUUUCUUUAAGAUUUUACUUAAUAUUGGCUUUUGGAAAUAUAAGAAAGCUCUAGAUUGUUUGUGUCUGUAUCAUUGCUAUAUAUAAACAUAAAUAAAAAGCCUAAUAGUGACCACUAUGGGCUUGGGUUUAAAAAAAAAACAUUCCCAAAUAUAAUGGUUUAUCUCUAAACUUUCUUACAUCCCUGGAGUUAUUUUGCUAGGUUAAGCAGUUAGUGUUUCUUGAACCAGUCACAUGACUGCAACUCCCAUCCGCACAAAGCUUAGUUUAGCUCUGAUAAAUGGAUUUACUUGGAGAUGUAAUCUUUAACCCGAUAGGGCGAUGAGUUGCAGUACGUAAGCGCUUCAUAUAAAAGAGGAAACUUGGUGGUUUUUUUUAGAUUAACACAUAUAUAUAAACCAGGUAGAGAUGUCGCGAACGGUUCGCCACGAACCGUUCGUGGCGAACUCCAGUCAGCUGACACGUCCCGGCCAAUCUCCAGCAGACCCUCCCUCCCAGACCCUCCCACCUCCUGGACAGCAUCCAUGUUGAAGGCAGUGGUUCGCGACAUCUUCUAAAACCAGGGAACACUGAAUCCCAUUCACAAUGAAAGUGAGGAGAUACUUUUAAUUCGCUGUUACUUGCAUCACUUACAUUAGAAUGUGCUUCUAGACUAAACUGUACGUAAAGAUACAAAAAUCAUGUUUACAGUAGGAAUGUAGACAUAUAGGCAUGAAUCAUUGGUUUAACUGUUUAUGUGCAGGAUGUGAUCUCGUAAAUGUAAAGAAUAUCACAUUCGGUUACAUGUAGAAUACAUCCGGUCAAAAUAGGUCAACAUCUGCUUUUCUUUCCUUCCUGCUGGAGCAGAUACCAUUGCUAACCAGCUAUUAUUCAAUAUAUUUUAUUCCAAUUGGAUGCUAAAAAGCCUUUAGGAGAAUGUUAGAUGCCUAACAGGUAGAUGUGUAAAAAUGCAUUGCAUUAAUAUUUUUUUUUUUUUUGUUAUCCUCGGGAUCCGAUGUAAAACAUCUGGUCUCACUAGACCGCAGUUUAAUGCAGGUUGGCCCCACUGUCUUCAUGAUUGAACAUCGUGGACUUUGUCACAUGCUGAAUCUGUCUUCUAUCCAGUAAACACAAAACAUUGAUAUAAUUGCUAGUGUCUCGAAGAUUUCUACUGGGACAUCCAGACAGGGCAAACAAGCCUAAGGGAUACCUUGUUCCAUUGGAAAUACGGACAUUCCAAAAAUACAAACCCAGGACAUACUUGAAAACGAGAGAAAUCUCAAAGUGUCCUUCCUGGUAAAUUAUUUUAUAAAUAAAAUGUUAAUACAUUGUUUCUAGUACGUAACUGAACUUAUCAGCUGUAUAACUGUACUUCUCUAACAAUGCAACUCAACUGGUCACUAUACUACUAGCUGUCAUACUAACCAUGAUACUUGAUUAUCCUACUAACUAUACUACCCGUACUACACAUGAUUAAUUUAAAAUAUUUCCUCCACUGCUAGUUCUGCUACUCAGUUGUACGAUUCAAGGAUUCUCUAUCACAAUGGUGGUUAUGAGUCAGAUAUUUAUAGAGUAAGAUUGCCAAAUUGCGAUCCUACACUGCCAAUCCUCCUAGCUUGUCUAGCAGAGAAUCUUGGGAAAUAUAGUCCUGCAAUUGCUGUAGAAUCAUGGAUGUGCAUCCCUGCUCUAAAGAAUGUUGGCAUUUUAUCAUAGUUACAUUUCCCUAAGGCUUUAUAAACUCCAGGGAGCUAUAGUUACUAUAAAUAAUUCUGCAAGAUUCUACCUUGUCUAGAAUGUGACUCCUUAAACUCCUCAGGUUAGCUCAUACCACCACUACCUGGAGAAAAAAGGCAUUUGAUAGAUCAAUUAGCCAAUUCCAGCAUACGAAAUAAAUAACAAUAAGACCGCGACAUGGAAGGUUAAUGUCAUAUAUUAAUCAGCCCCUGUCAUAUCAGAGUAAUUGUGUUUUGGAUCAGCCGAAGUGUGACUCUGUGAAUACCUUUUUGAGUGACGCUAUGCCUGAUCUGUCACUUUCACAGUAGUUCGACCUUCAAAAACUCCCUUUGUCCUUCAGUAUUUUGUGCUGAGGAGUGCUAUGAAAAAUAAAGGAAAAUAUGGUCCAUUUGGGAUUUCCCCGAGUGAAUUUUCAGCAAUUGAUCAAGGAAUUUCACAUUUAAACCAAAAUAGCCAAGCUGAGGUGAGUUGUAAACUUUUUGAAGUUUUGCUUUUUAGCCUAGAAUUUGAAAUUCCCAGGUCCGUUCCCAUUUUAGGUAGCAUAUAUGCAAAAUCGAAUUCCAAGACCAUAUCAGCACCUAUGGUAAAAAAAAUCAUAGGAUAUGGAAUACGCUGGUGAAGAGAAAUAAAUAAAAGGAAAUAGUCGGUUGAGGUGUGCCGAAACCGAUGUAUGCUGUAGGCCGGUAAAUAAAGUGGGCUUACAUAGAGGAAAGUAUAGCUAAUGGGAGUGGAGGGUGGGCCUGUUCGUCUAGACCAACGAAGGUAAGUAAGGGAAGGAGGGAGUCCCUUAAGUAGGUCUAUAGCCCCUCCCACAACUUCAGGCCAUGCUUUCCAAUUUGUGUUCGGGGCAUUCUCAUAGGAUAUGGAAUACGCUGGUGAAGAGAAAUAAAUAAAAGGAAAUAGUCUGUUGAGGUGUGCCGAAACCGAUGUAUGCUGUAGGCCGGUAAAUAAAGUGGGCAAAAAGAGAUAAAUCAGAGAAAACAUUUAUUCAGAAAACAUAGUAAAUUUUUACAUAUUAAGUAGACAUUUAAUGAAAGCCCCUCCUAAUCUCUUGGACUGGGUGUGGGAUGUAAGUCGCGUAAGCCGAGGACUUCCAGCGACCCAGUGUCUUAAUCACGUGUGCUGGAAUGUCUUGGCUAGAGGUCGUGGAGGCCGCUCCGAUUCUGAAGGAGUGCCCUGAGUAGUUUCUAGGAUUUAGACCAAGUCUGGUGAUAAGCAUACAGACAUAAAGCAUGAAUUUUGCUGUGGUAAGAAUUGCAUCGUGUAGUAAUAGUAGUGGUUUUGUGGUGCGUGUUGGUGUUGUGGCUAAGAAAGCGUCCAGUACUUUCACCGGACACCAAUUGUUCCCUGUGGGGUAGUAGGUUAUGUGAACAGGUUCCCCCAUCUGACUUGUUUUGGUCUUAGGUAGGGUCAGGACUUCGUAGUCUGUGUGUUUUAUGAGGUAAGAGGUGAGGAGGCACCCUUGGCUAUGGUGCUGGCCACUAAUGGUGAAUUCUCUUGGUCUAAGAAACCCAUAAAAAGCUAGAUAAAUGGCGGUUUUAAUUACCGCAUUUGUAUGGGGUUCAAAUGGUGCCUGGUCGAGUAGGUCGGACAAGGAUUUGAACAUUUUAAUGUCAAUGGCCAGUCUCUUGAGUGUAGCAGAGCCGUCCACUUUCGCUAUGCCUUUCAGUAGUGUUCAGAUGGGGUAAGAAGUUAAGAACCCUUUGUUGUUAGGGAAGGAGCAAUACAUAUGGUGUUGUAUCCCCCGAGGUACAGCUUAAUAGUAUUAUGUGAGAAUUUAAAUUUAAGGUGGCGAAAAGAUGUAAAAACUAUCAGUGAGGAAACCUCAAACCAGUUGGCUAGGUGAUGGUCAGACAUGAAUUGUUUGUACAAGUGAAAAGUUGAGUGCUUGUGGAUAAGGCUAAUUUGGUGAGAACGUGGCUGUGCUGAAGUUGUUAAUCUACUCCAUGAUAAGGUCUUGGAAAGUUGGAUCUGGGGUUGCCACACAAGCUGCCGAGGGUAGGGACAGUCUGAAAGCCUGAAAUUGAAAGUGAGAUAGUUGGUCAGCUGCCGUGUUGUAUAUGCCGGGAACAUGGGAGCAUACAAUGUGGAACUGAUGGGUAGGUGCCAGCCAUGUCAGUUUCCUAAGGAAACUCAUAAUCGCCAAGGAGGAAGAGCGACCCUUAUUGAUAAUGUGGCAUAUUGCCAGGUUGUCGGAAAAGCAGCGUACGGACUGCCCUUUCCACAACCUACACCAAGUGACAGCUGCAGCAACUAUCGGGUAUACUUCAAAUAGGGCUGAGUUAGUGUGAAAACCCUCAAUGCCCUGUGUUUCUGUUGUCCAGGUCCCCCAGAGCCAUUCUGUGCCGAAAAUGGCCGCAUAUCCCGCGGAUGAUGCCACGUCUGUCCAAAUGACAGGUGACUGUAAAUCAAUCUGCGGGAGGAACAUGCUCCUCCCAUUCCAGUCCAAGAGGAAUUUGUACCACAUCUGGAGGUCAGCGGUCGCAGGACAGUCCAAGGAUAUGCGGACAUAGUCGUUGGAGAAGGUGGGGAACAGGGCGAGGAGCCUGGAAAUGAAAGCCCUGCCCUGGGGGAUUAUGCGCAUGGCGAAAUUUAGUGAACCCAAAAGUGAUUGUAAUUCUUUAUGAUUGCAAGUAGUGACUAAUAUCGUGUAGGAUGUAAUCGAUCUUUCCUCUAGGGAGGCUGGCCAUCAUUGUUGAUGAAUCCAGCAAAAUACCAAGAAAGUUUAUGAUUGUGUCUGGUCCUUCGGUUUUAGUGGGUGACACGGGGACACCAAGGGAGGUGAAUAGCUUGACUGCUUUGUCUAGACUACAUAGUGGGUUGGAAUUAGAUUUGAUGAAAAGAAAAUCAUCUAAGUAAUCACAUUUGGGCACCUGCAGGUAUUAAGGAGGAGUCAAAACAAAGCUUCUGCAAACGUGUCAAAAAUCCUCGGACUACUCUUGGCCCCAAAGGUGAGCUUUGUAAAAAAGUAGUAGGCGUCUUGCCACUUAAUGCCAUGCAGGUGCUACAAAGAGGGGUGUAUAGGUAACUAUUUAAAAGCAUUCACAAUAUCCGUCUUGCUAAGCCAAGCCCCCAACCCUGCCGAUCUGAUAGCCGCAAUAGCGUCAUCAAUAGUGGAGUAUUGUAGGGAAAAUUCCUCAGAUGGAAUCAAUGAGUUUAGGCUGGGGAUGGCUGAAGAGUGGGGUGCGGAUAGGUCAAUGAUGAGUCUUAGUUUCUCAGAAUUUUUGCUGGAAACCAGCCCGAUAGGGUUAGUUCUCCAGCUGGAAAAGGGGGGGUUACAAAAAGGCCCAAUGACAAAUCCCUGAUCCACUUCAAGUUGUAACAAGGUAGUGACUGAAGUAGGGUGAUUAGUGGCAGACUGCAAAUUGUGACACUCUAACACCCCUGUAGGCAUGUAAAUGAGCCCCGUGUGAAAACCCUGGGUGAGACCUGUGCAUAAAAAUUCCACGAGGUGUUUGGAGGGGUGAGUGGACAGCAUACAUGCAAGUACAGGAAUGUUCACCGGAGACAAAUAAGGUUUCUGGUACAUUUUAUUAGGGCACAUGGAUUUCGCAUGUGUCCUGAAACAAUGCGAGCAUACGUGUAAUAAGCGGCAGGUGCUGUAACCGCAGGAGCCCUCGUUGAAAUUAUUGCAAAUCUGAGAUUUGCCUAGGGACACUACUGGACGACCCAGUUUGUCUCUUGUCUGUUUCUCCCUUGGGGGAUGCUGUAAGGAUGAGCCGGGAGCGCUAUCCGGACAGAGAGGGCAAAAAUUAGCUGCGUGAGCGGGUGAGGUACAUAUGGCACAAGCUGGUGUCCGAAGUCCUGCGAAAUGUCUGAGGAACAGUUCAUUGUCCAGUUGGCUCCAAUCCAUCUGGAUGCCCUACUGGGACAACGUGACCGACACUUUUGAUGAAAAGGACUUGUGAUAGUCGUAAAAAGUAUAGCCACCAUACUUAUUACCAAGGUCCACCAGCUUAUGCAUAUAUAGAUCCAGUUCCUCUCUCCUAUGGGGAUGAACCGUGCAUAGAAUAUCCCUAAAGAUACCGAAAGCUAGAACAAAAUCAGGAAUGGCCAGUUUCUUACUGAGUCUGGGGUCUCUGGCUUUUAAAACCACCGAGAUGUCCCCGUAGUCGUAAGACCGGUUUUCCACGAUAUCCUGGGAGACAAUGAGCAGUGAGACUAAGUUAACGUCCUUGCCUUCCAGAAGGUCCUUUUUAAGAUUAGCUGGAACCAUGUGGGCAGGAUUAAUAAUGUGGGCGGCUGCCUUGGUGGAUAUGGAAUUACCCACUAUUGCUGUGGGUAUGACCGGGAUUAUUCCGGUGAGAGGACCAGGAGGCUGUACAGGGAAGCUACGGGCUUCCAGCCUCUCCAGCCUGUCGUUGACCUUCCCCAUAGAAGAGAUUAGGGAGGCAACCAUAACAUGGAGAGUCUAAUCUUGAGAGCUGCUUGUGCCUUCCCCAGCGUCUGUAUUAAGGGUAUUGGUUCUUAGCAAUUUGAACAGUUCUGCUUUCCUGGCAGGGGCCGGGAAGGGGAUACUACAUUUACGUAACUCUGCAGUAAUCCGGGGGAUAGUCCAUGAUCUGAUGGACGAGGGACUUCCCAUGUCGCCCUUGCGAGUCGGGGUAAGUGACCUAGCAGGGGUGCUAGGGAUUGACAUAUCCUCACCAUCGUCUGGGAGUAGUGACAUCGUCUGGGGGUUGGGAAUUAACAGGUGGCUAGCUAGUGCCAGAUGGCAAAAGAUUAUUCUAGGAUUUGUGGCAGGUGAGGCCCUGCUAAUGCCAAGUGGCUAGAGAGGCUCUAUCUAUGAGUUAGCACGAGGUGCGUGGUAACCUACACCGGUGAUGGGACGUUGGCCUCUCCAUGAGUAGACAGGGGGGUAUUUGGCAGUGACUGGUGUCGCCCUCUCUAAAUAAUUUGCGAGGCGACUAUGAUUUGGCCCGAGGGGCAUAUAGUACCUCGAAGUGGAGGAUGGGAGUUGGCCUCGCGGACUGCUAGGACUAAGGGACAGGGAAAAUAACUAAACAGCCGUGUUGAAAAUAACGUGAACCAACAUACCUGCAGAAAAAGUGAGCCCUGGCUUCUGUAUACGAAAAAUCAGAGGUCUCUUAAAUGGGGGGGGAGCUUAGUUUAGAUGACCCAUCCAGGGGUAUUCGGGGUUCCUGGGGGUAUGAGAAUUCAGAUAAGGUACUCUUGUAGGACAUACACAUAAGAUUGUAUAACUGAAAGUAGUUUAGGGAGUGACUGCAGAGAGUACUGUCCCCCCUAUAGACACAAUGCUCCCAGUAGCCAUGUACUUUAACAUCAACACGGGUUAAUGAUCUUUAAAACUUUUUUACAACUUUCAAUGCAGAUAUCGUAUAACAUUAUCUAACCAGCCGUAAGUAAUGCAUAUACUAUUAUAACUACUAUAUCUGUAAAGCAUGUAGUACAAUAUAUAUGUGAUUAACCAGAGUUCUACUUGCAGUAACUUAUAUACAGAACAACACAGUAUUUAACCGAAUUAAAGGCAUUGUAAUUGAGAUAUAUUGUAUUAUUCUCUUAUGGCUGAACUAGGGGUCAGCCAGCACCAGACCUGUACCAUGCCCUCCUUCCCCCUUAACUCAUGCACAAACAAGCAGACUGGGUCUUACUCAGACAACCCAGACCACCUCCCCCCUUCCCUGUGUAAUGCCGGCGGGAACAGGGUCUCCUUACGGUAUAGGAGUCUGGGAGGCCUGUUCCCGCCCGUGCCGUGUAGUUUGCCCCCGAAAAACACAACCCACCUUCCCCCUCAAGCCUAUGCAUAGCCAGCGGAAACAGGGACUCCUCACGGUAAUGGAGUCUCUGUACCUGUUCCCGUGUGUGUGUGUGUGUGUGUGUGUGUGUGUGUGUGUGUGUAUAUAUAUAUAUAUAUACAUACAUACAUAUAUUUUGGAAGGCAUGGCCUGAAGUUGUGGGAGGGACUAUAGACCUACUUAAGGGACUCCCCCUUCCUUUACUUACCUUCGUUGUUCUAGACGAACAGGGGAGAUAUAUAUAUAUAUAUAUAUAUAUAUAUAUAUAUAUAUAUAUAUAUAUAUAUAUAUAUAUAUAUAUAUAUAUAUAUAUAUAUAUAUAUAUAAUUUACUUGGUUAUUCUCUAAAGUGAAAAUUGUCAAGAAUUCAAAGUGAAUUUAAAGCAGAUCAGUCACUUCCUGGGAUCUUUUCAUAUUUUGUAAAGACCCCAGAUAUUGACGGACAUCUCCGCCUUGUGUGCUGGGAAAAGUGACAAAACAUGACGGAGGUAGAUCCGCCUUUAGUCAGGUUUUCCCAAGUGGACAUAAACAACAGAAGGGACAGCAGCACACUUAAAGCUGAUGGGACUCCCUUACAGACACAAGAUAUGAAUACGCAGACAAAAACAGGAGUAGGUUGUGCCUAAAAAUAAUAAUAAUAUAUAAAACAAUGAUAUUAAGUAAUAAUGAAAAGCAAUACAAAGUCCAAGGUUAAACUAAUAGAAGUUUAUAAAAUAACUAGAAAAAGUCCAAACUUUAAGGAAACGACCUGUUGGAAAUUAUUUUCUUGUGGAAAUACGGGAGACAAAGACAACUUUGGAUCCGUAUCCACAUAGAGAGAAGAACAAAAAAGAAACCACAAUGGUGUAGUAUGCAUGAUGUGCAGAUCUUUAUGGUCUUACUCACAUUCUAUAGAGCUAAUACAAGCUCUGGUAUAGUUCGCAUUCAACAGGGGUUGAUCCCCCACUGGUGGGAUAUUUGUGAGUAUACGUCCAGCAGAUAUCUCAGCAAUAUGGUAACCCAAAAGAAAGCAGGGAGCAGUAGUGUUAUCUGUAUAAAACCAAUUUAAAAAAUAUAAAAGGUCUUAUACUCACAUUUGAUUGAGCAGGGCAAACUGCUCAAUUUAUAAGGCACAAGUGGUAUGAUCUCCACCUAGGAUUCUUUAGUAAGGUCUUCUUUGGAGCUGUAAACAGGAGGCCAGGUAGAUAAAAUAGAGGAAAUAAAAGUGGGGGAAAAAAGGUAUAUGGCACAAAAAUAAAAGUAGCCAAUAUUCCUAUAAUAGUACUAUAAAAUGUAAAAUAAACCACAAUGCAUUUCGACAAUAUUGUUUUGGAUCUAUAAAAUGUGAGUAAGACCAUAAAGAUCUGUGCAUCACACAUUAUUCAUUUGUAGCAUACUACACCAUUGUGGAUACGGAUCCAAAGUCGUGUUUGACUCCCCAAUCCCCCCAAAAAUAAGAAUUUACAUCGAAACAUAGAAUGCGACGGCAGAUAAGAACCAUUCGGCCCAUCUAGUCUGCCCAAUUUUCUAAAUACUUUCAUUAGUCCCUGGCCUUAUCUUAUAGUUAGGAUAGCCUUCUGCCUAUCCCAUGCAUGCUUAAACUCCUUUACUGUGUUAACCUCUACCACUACAGUUGGAAGGCUAUUCCAUGCAUCCACUACCCUCUCAGUAAAGUAAAAUUUCCAAAAGGUCUCUACUGUUUUACCAUCUGUACCUCAAAGCUUUAACUUUUUCUAGUUAUUUUUAUACAUUUGUUAUUUUAACCUUGGGCUUCUUAUUGCUUAGUAUUAUCUUGGGUUUUUUAUUGCUUUUUACUACUUUGUAUUUUUUAAUAUCGUUGUUUUAUAUAUUGGUAAUUUUAGGCGCAACCGUGAAGAUUUUAUCUUUAUGGCCCCAAAGAGGGCCCGUAGUAUAUGUGCGCCAUAGAAGGACUUUCCUUCUUAAAGUGGGACACUUGGCAAGUAUAUAUUACACUCCUCAUGUAAAGCCAAUCAUAGAACAUCUAACUUGCUCUGAAAGCCUUAAACGUGCUAACAAUCACUGGACAAUUCAGCAGUCUUUAUUCACCUAGUAAAUCCCCCUGCAGUGAUAAUUAAUCUAGAUCCUCUCCGUUAAUUUCUUGCUCUGAAAGCCUUAAACGUGCUAACAAUCACUGGACAAUUCAGCAGUACGUUAACGUGUAAAGAUCUGGAACAAAGAAUGAGACAGCUGAUUGCAUUUCAUGUGUAAUUAGACUGUGCAUUAUAGCAUGAACAAAGACGAGAUUGCAUUGAGAAACUAAUGUCUCUCUCCAUGAGCAUGAUUAAAUAUUAAAAUGACUUUUAGAGGAUGAAAUCAGCAUGAUUUAACCUGCUAGGGUUUUGGGAGUAUUAAUUAAAGUGUGAAUUGCAGAAAUUGACAAAUGAAUUGCAAAUUUAAGGCUAAAAUAGCUGAAAUUGAAAAAUUCUCCAAUUCAGCGCAAUACUCAGCUAAAAGGCAGAACUUCAUCCUGUUUAAUUCAAGCAAUCUAAUACAACCGCAUAAAUUUCCUACCAUUGAAGAGAUCUUUUAAUCCACUAUAAUCCACUGAACCUCUAUCAUUUUUAUCCAGGCACCAGCUCCCUGGAUGGAGAUAACUUGUAAACAUGCCAAGUUCUGCUCUGCUUCAUGUGAAAACCAGUUGAUUUUCUUAAUGGCUCUUUUAAAGUCUAACACGUUAAGCCAGUUUUGGAGCACUCUAUACGUUAACGUGUAAAGAUCUGGAACAAAGAAUGAGACAGCUGAUUGCAUUUCAUGUGUAAUUAGACUGUGCAUUGGCAUAGCAUGAACAAAGACGAGAUUGCAUUGAGAAACUAAUGUCUCCUCUCCAUGAGCAUGAUUAAAUAUUAAAAUGACUUUUAGAGGAUGAAAUCAGCAUGAUUUAAGCUGCUAGGGAUUUGGGAGUAUUAAUUAAAGUGUGAAUUGCAGAAAUUGACAAAUGAAUUGCAAAUUUAAGGCUAAAAUAGCUGAAAUUGAAAAAUUCUCCAAUUCAGCGCAAUACUCAGCUAAUCUGGCCUAAGAUUUGCAAUUCAGUCUCCAACUCCUUAUUCAGUGGAUGAAUCUAUGUCUGUCGUAUUCAGCACAGCUCAGGUGAUGAAUUGGUUCUAAAUCAGUUCUAUCAAUUACGUAACCCAUUCUGGACCUGUGCAAUCAUGACAUUGAUUGUGUUCUAUAAAGCACAGUUAUUAUGCCGGACCCCAAAAUCAUUCCAUUCCCCUACUGUGAAUCUUUUAUCUGUCUGUGUGUUCAGCCAGCUGGAUGGGUUCUUGCCAGCCCCUAUUUUUAUCUGCUGUUUGCCAGAGUGGCACCUCCCACAGCACUUCAACUUGUUGAAAUGACUUAAUAUCCUCCGUUUAGUCUAUGUAUCCGAGAGCACGGUGAAGUCUGUUCCUUGUGGGCCUUGGUUACAUUGUUACUAACUUGUGUCUAAUGACACUUCUGUGGCUCAGUCUGGGAGCAGCAUGUCCAAUUACUGAAGUGUAUGUUCCCCUUCUCGGUCUCUCCGCUCUGCCGGUGACCUUCUCCUGUCCGCUGCUCGCACCCUUACUGCUAACUCGCGCUUGCAGUACCUCUCGCGGGCGCUCCAUUCUUUUGGAACAGCCUGCCUACCCCCCAUCAGACUCUCCCCUAGUCUUUCAUGGUUUAAGAAGUCCCUCAAAACACAUGUUUAGAAAUGCUUAUGGACUCCCAGAGUAUCUUAUCUAUACUUACCCAAGUCUGUCUCUUGCUCUCCUAAAAUAACCACACUCCACUCUCACCUCCAGUUCUGCUACUUUUCCCCCUUGUUUGGUGGCUGUCACCCUUACUGCCCUGUUGUGUAUUUGAACCCCACCUCCUCUAGACUGUAAGCCCAUUUGAGCAGGGCCCUCAUUUACCUAUUGUUCCUGUGUCACUGUGUAAUUGUCUCAUUUAUUGUAAAUUCCCCCUCCCCCCCACCCCCUCUUCAUAAUAUUGUAAAUUGCUGCGGAAUUAGUUGGUGCUAUAUAAAUACCAAUAAUAAUAAUAAUGUUCUAAUUUAAGGGACUUUAAGGUGAUUUAGCAACUCAGGUGCCAUGUGCUGAGUGAUUAGUGUUUUACAAACAAAGGGUAGAAGAUGCGUUGUGGGAUGGGAUCAGUUGGAUACAGAAGGAGAGAGAUCUGCACUGAUGCAUUUGACUGCAGUUAACCAUUUCUUCCCUCUGAAAACUAAAGUGUUAUUUUUUUUCAAUGUGCUUUUAGGAAUUGUUGAACGUUGCACUCCAGUGCGUUACCACUAUACUUCAUCUUCUUUGCCUCCCAACUUGCCCAUCAACGUCACAAAGACCAUCCGACAGGAUGAGUGGCAUGCUCUCCGUAAGUACAUUUUAUUCCAACAAUCUGUGUGUACUGCAGCUCUGUGUUCUGUUUGAAAAACUGGAGGCUAGAUUCGCUAUGGGUCAUUAGGAACUAUUGAAUGUGAAAUUCAAAGGGAAAAUUGUACAUGCACCUGUGCUGCAUCCUGUGUUAUCUAGCUGAAUGUCACUGCUCAGAGCAAUGCAGGAUCACAAUCAUUGUCAGAUGAGCACUUUCAGCUAAUGAGCAUGUUCUGCAUUGGCACAGUUUGCUCUAUAGAGCCAUUCAACUUUUCCUGCUCUACAAACCUGGAUGAGACGGAUUCGGUGUGAGUGCCCAGGGGGGACCCAAUUAAGUUGUCAAACAAUUGGAGUAUAGUUUGACAUCUUACCAUUGGAGGACAUCAGGCCACGCCUGGCACCAUAACCACUACAGCAAGCUAUGUAUGUCUCUUUAACAUUGGAAUGUUUGUAAUGGGUAGUAUGCUUGGUAGAUCAUUCAUGCUGCAACAUAUAUUUGUUAUCCUAAAGAAUUACUAUUUUAAUUUAAAGACAUCAGGCCCACGCCUGGCACCACUAACCACUACAGCAAGCUAUGUAUGUCUCUUUAAGCAUUGGAAUAAGGUUUAAGAUAAUAGGGUAGUAUGACUAGAUUGGUAGAUCAUGUUUCUAUGUUUCUAUGUUUAUUGUGUUUUGCACUUCGUUUAAUAACCAUAUCGAUUUGUUUGGUAAAUUUCAUAACUUAGUAAGUUUAUUCACAAAUUAGAGCUAUUUUAGGGGACAGAUUUUGGUCUGUUAGGACAGAUGAGAAAAAUGCAAACAGCAUUAUUUUUCAAUUUAAUCUGGUAUGGGGAAGAAAUGUAUUUCUCUGUAAAUCAUAUGCUGAUAUUAGCCUUUAGUGCUGUGGAUGUGGUCCUAAUACUUUGUUAAUAUGAGCUUUUCCUCUCCCGCAGAUCUGAGAAGGAUGACUGCUGGCUUUAUCGGGAUGGCUGUUUCCAUUAUCCUUUUCGGGUGGUUAAUAGGAGUGCUGGGCUGUUGUAAGCGGCAUGAUCUAAUGCAGUAUGUGGCUGGGCUACUGUUCCUCAUGGGAGGUAAAAAGAAUAUUUAUUCUACUUUGGGUCAACAGAGUGUCCUAAUUAUCAGCUAUUGACCUGCCUCGUAACAAAGAAGUCGCAGAUGGACUGCAGAUUUCCUUAUGAGGCUAGUAGCAUAGGAAAGGGAGGGGUUUUUCUGCAACACACUCAAUAAUAGAAUCCCCCCCAUGGGACCAUAUUCACAGAUUUGCUUGUUUCAUUGUAUGUAAUUGCAUUAUUAUGUUAAAAACACACACACACACUUUUCACAUGUAUUUCAUUUUUUGUUUUUAAGCAAAUUAUCCACACAUCAUGCACUAACUGAUCGAAAUGAGAUAAUUAAAUUCUGUAAGGCUUGUCAUAAAGAGAUGUCCAUUUUAAUUUAGAUUUUUUUUUUCUUCUAGUCAUUAAUUUAUGAACUGACUGAUUUAUAUAGGAACACUGUUUUUUAAAUGAAACCACACGACUAGUGACGUUACUGGCCAUUGUGACCAUCAAAUCCAAAGAUGGUCAGACACUCGAGGUAGACGGCAAGUGUUGUAGAACAAGAAUACCUACAAUGCUUUGCUAGUGUAGCAUCAUUGGAGCAAUAGUUUUACAACAUAUGGCUUUGCAACCUUUUGUCCGUCCAUGACUGAGUCCGUGCAAACCCCUUAAAAUGUCCCGGUUGUUUACCCUAAACCUCGCUGUAAUUCUGGAGAAAGGCAUUCUGGGUACACGCAGUCUCACUCUCAGAGUAGAUUUAUUAUGAGGAUGACAGAGAUUGUAAUUAAUCCUAAAUGGAUGUUGACUAAAUUCAGUCCACUGUAUUCUUACCAUUUUGCUUUUAACCUUACUAGAAUAGUGUGUGCUGUUAUUGUUGAAUACCCUGUUACAUUGUUACUAUUCGUUAGUUACGUUGAUUCAGUUUACUUACUUUGAAUUGUGUUAUCUGUCCGUGGUUUAUAUGUCGAGCUAUGAGUUCUGCUCCAGGAUUACCAAAUAAGAAAUAUGUAUCCAUAUUUCAUAUAAAUAGUUAUUUGUUGCACAAUUAGCAGCUGUGUAGCUUCUUCCAUCCAGGUGUAUAGGACUGGAAAUUUAAAGUUUAGAGGUAAUAUGUCGCUGCAGAAGCAGAACAUUCCCCCCAGAAGUGUUAACAUUUAAUUCAGGAGCAUGACUUAGUCUCUGCUUCGCCAGGCAUUGCAUUCACGUUGCCAUGGCAUUAUCCAUCAUCGCUGGGCACACAUGCACCAUUAGAUUCUCAGAAGUCGAAUUCAGUGCAAUAGACCGACACGUGUUGAUUUUAAGAUAGAGCAUUAAUCUCAGCUACAUUUUCCUACAAUUACACAGAUAGUCAGGUCUUGAAAAAAUCUGAAGAAAAAAACAGACUUAGAACUCUGAGAAUGGAUGGAAGCUCAAUAUAUAGUAUUUGCUCCCUUGUGCCAUUACAAAGAGAACCCAUACCAUUGGCAUAUCAGAUUAACACCAGUAAGUUCCCUCGGCACAAGAGAGAGUAACCCUGGACAAUCAUUUAUGCAUUCAUUGGAGCUAGUCAGUGAAAUGUAGUUGAUACCCCUCUGAGCACAGUGAGAAUGGCCUCCACGUCUGGAUUACCCGUUUAACUUAAGGGAAGCCUAAGCAAAUACAGUGAAGCAAAAAAUAUGCGAAUAAACAGAAGCUUAGAGAAACUCAGUAGCGUGUCCUUCGGUAAAUCCCUGCAUAUUGCCCAUAGAGACCUUCAUCUCUGAUGAGCAGGUUGGCCUUGGAACCUCUGAUUCCAACCUUGUCAACAGUGGAGUAGGAAAGGAGGGGUGGUGGGGGGAAGAAAUCUUAUCUUCUAUCUAUAUUAUGGCUACUUCAGGGUCCAGUGUAUCCUUGCCUGGAGAAGCUGAAGUUCAUGGCCUGGCUCUUGGAAGUCAAAAUAUCCACUCUCCAUGGAACCAAUAAAAUCAUCUACAUUGGAAGUUUGCUACAUGAGCUCAAUAAGAAUAACCCAUUGGCCUGUAAAGAUGAGAACAUUUUAACUGCUCCUUCCCUGACUCAGGUCAUGGGGAGUCAUCAGACAGAACUGGAUCCUUACUUUGAGCUUACCCAAGGUCCAAAUUUCAUCUCUCUCUGUGUUUGGAAAUCACUAGUCAAUUCAUCAUAUAGCGACUAAAUAUAAGACAUCCUCUAACUGUCUACACAAUUCUUCUUGGGAUCUGCCACUACCUUUGAACAUUCCACCCAAGUCUCAACUUGAGCCAUUAGAUACAGUGAAUUCCAUUAUAAUUUUACUCCUAGUAGCUCUUAUGUCAACCAGAAGAUAUCCGAUAUUAAGGACAUCAAUUUUUUUUCCUAGACAAGGUGUUCCUCAAUUGCUGUCCAAGGGUGUUUCUAGGUAUCAUAUCAAACAAGAGUUAGUUUUACCAGUAUUCUUUCAUGAACCUAAGCCUCAUGUUUAGAGACUUGUUUUUCACUUCACCUAACAAGGUGCUUUUCCAUCUCCCUUAGAUAGGCAACACAAUGGUGGAAGUCCCCCAUAUUAUUUGUACCUAUGUUGUCAAGAUGAAGUUAUAUCUACUUUAACAUUCAGGUCAAUGCAUGGUGAAUGCUAUUGUUGCAACAUACGGAUUUCAAUAGGAUGUUCUGUGUCCUGACAGCUUCUACAGCACUGGAGAGGAGGUGAGUAUUUAGUUAGUCGCUCCUCGUGCAAUGCAACAUUUUUCUUUAUGAGAUAUUUAUUCACUGUAUAAAAACAGUAAGCUAGAGGGAACCUGUAACAACAACCUAAGAUCAGUGAUGCUAUGGAAUUGAAAAUGUCUGUAUAUGGAUACAAUUUCCUUAAUCAUUACUCGAUUUGGUGUUGGUUUUAUAGAUAAUAAUGGUCAGAUAAGUAGAUAAAUAAAUCAGUGAGAUUAAUGUAGCAACAGAAAAUAGAUUAUCAUACGUGGCAGUGCAGGGUUUUACAUUGGAGGGUUAAAACAAAGGGGGGAAUGGCACCCAGACCACUUCUUAAAAUUGAGUGCGCUCGGUGGCUAUAAUGUCCCACUAAAUCAUAGCUGUACUCAUUAUGCACUUUGUGGCCUUCAUCGCCUUUACUGCUUUGCCGACAGGAUGCCAUUGACUUAGUGGUAAAUACAAGAAGGAUUAUCUGCAUAAUUUGUUCACUUUAAGGACAGACACAGAAGACUGCAUUGUACAGAAUAAUAUUGCAUGAACUUGGCUAGAUUAAUGUGAACACUUCAGUAUCGAAUGCUUUUUCUUUCCUAUGAGCACAAUUAAAUAUUUAUAUGGCUAUCCAAGGAUGACAUCAGCAUGUUACUCAUCAAAACUAUAGGUAAAAUGUGAAUUUUAUUACAUGACGGGAGGCAAAUAUUUUGCUGUUUGAACACUCAGCUAGCAAUGCAAACAAGGCUUGUAAAGGACGGCAGUAAAGUCUUCUGAACGUAUCUCCCCUAGACCAGUCUGCAGACCUCAAGAUGUCACCAAGAGAGACUCCUAAUGAAGAGGCCCAGGACAUUGCUGCACCCUUCGCAGAGCGUGCACCAAGAUGGGGCCAACGCCCACCAAAUACAGCAACCAACAAAUCCACAGAGCCAAAGUAAUUGAAGAAAUGGGGUUGUGAAGUCAAACUUAAGAAAUUAGUAGUUCUCCAGAACAGGAAGAGCACAGAGAAGAACUUUCACAUUCCGAGAGAACCCCUCCUAUACUCUCACACCACGAGUAAUGGUAGGAGUUAAUAUUCUGAGUGGUGGUCUGGGCAGCUGCAGACCCAACCUCAUUUUGGACCCUCAUACUGCCAUGCGUGGUUUGAGGGAAAAGUAAAGCUUCUCCUCUUUUAUAUUGGUCUGGGAAAUUGUUACAUUCUUGGGGGGCCAAGGUUUAAACCAUCUGCCAUUAUCAAAUGGUUAAAUUUGGAAUUUAAUAUGGACAUUGCUGGACACUUCAAACUGUUUUUGGUCCUUUUUAGGUCAUUUCAGAUUUAUAUGGAUGAGCUUCGUUCAUGGGCUCUUUAAACUAGGCAAUUUCUUUGUGGAUUUGUUGGAAUUUGUUGUUUGGUGAAUAACUGUGACCAUAACAAGCUGUGUGUACGGUGUUUUAUACUCCCACAGAAAUAAUCUGCCCUAAUAUGCAGUGUAUACUGUGACUAACUCAAAGCAAUAAGUAUGACUUUUUUUAUUGUGUGGAACCUUCUGCUGAUGAGGUCAAAAUUAAUUUAAACAAACAAAACUUUGACACUCUGCGCCAGAAAUUAAAACUGGAAAAGUAGAACCGAGGAGGUCCUUCUGUUAUCAACCCUAGCCAAUCUAGGAGUAAUAGAAAUGGAGUGAUGUUAAGUGUCCCCAAGCAGGGCAAAUCAAAGAACAACUGAGUAGGAGUGCGGGUGGACCUGAAGUGUAACACCCACCUCAGUAAGGCGUUCACAGCAGGGGAGUGGAGUACCAGGGAGGGCUACGCAGUGUCCUUAUAAAGUUUUAGCAAUCAACUUCAGUCCUGGCACACAUUGCAUUGGAAAAUUUUACUGACUCUCUAUGCUGAUGGACAGAUGUGAAGAGCAGAGCUUGGAGUAAUGAUUGGCUGGAAACCAAGCUAAGGGGUGCUCGGCUUUAAAUAUAGCAGCGUGGGAGGACGUAGCAGACGCACGCACGAUGGCGUUUCACGGGUGUCUUUCUGGCUAGGAAGAAAGGGUGCUGAGCAUCGCGGGAGAAUGAAGAGGAGGUCUGGAUGUGUGUGAGGACAGCGUUGGGAGUCUAUGCAGUGUGCGGUGGAGUGGUGAGCGCUCCCAGAGACUUUGAGAGACUUUGGCCGACAGCGGUGAAGUGGGUGACUGCACAGUCCGGAACGCCAGGACCAGGUGGGAGCAGAGACAGCUGGGAGAAGAGAGGCAGCGAGACCAGAUAUCCCUUUGAGGGGAAGCAGCAGAUACCGUAUAUACUCGAGUAUAAGCCGACCCGAAUAUAAGCCGAGGCCCCUAAUUUUACCCCAAAAAACUGGGAAAACGUAUUGACUCGAGUAUAAGACUAGGGUGGGAAAUGCAGCAGCUACUGGUAAAUUUCUAAAUAAAAUUAGAUCCUAAAAAAUUAUAUUAAUUGAAUAUUUAUUUACAGUGUGUGUAUAUGAUGAAUGCAGUGUGUGUGUAUGAGUGCGCAGUGUGUGUGUAUGAGUGCAGUGUGUGUGUAUGAGUGUGCAGUGUGUGUGUAUGAGUGUGCAGUGUGUGAGUAUGAGUGUGCAGUGUGUGUGUGUGAAUGCAGUGUGUGUGUGAAUGCAGUGUGUGUUUGUGUUGCAGAGCCUUGGUGGGGGGGUGGGCAUUUUUAUAAAAAAAAAAUUUUUUAUAUUAUUUUAAUUUGUUUUGUUAUAUUAUUAUUAUUUUUCUAUUAUUAUUUAUAUUAUUUUUUAUAUUAUUUUUAUUAUUAUUAAUAUAUUAUUAUAUUUAUAUAUUUUGUUGUCCCCCCUCCCUGCUUGAUACAUGGCAGGGAGGGGGGCUCUCCUUCCCAGUGGCAUUGGCAGUUCAGUGGGGGGAGGAGUGGGGCUGGCAGAGCUGUUACUUACCUCUCCUGCAGCUCCUGCCAGCUCUCUCCUCCUCCGCGCCGGUCCGUGCAGCUCCUCUCUCAGCUCACACUGUAAGUCUCGCGAGAGCCGCACUAUGACCCCGCGGCUCUCGCGAGACUUACACUGGGAGCUGACCGAGGUGCUGCACGGACCGGCGCGGAGGAGGAGAGAGCUGCAGGAGAGGUAAGCGCUCGCUGCCAGCCCCCAGUCUGUAUUAUGGCAAUGUAAAUUGCCAUAAUACAGACUGACUCGAGUAUAAGCCGAGUUGGGGUUUUUCAGCACAAAAAAUGUGCUGAAAAACUCGGCUUAUACUCGAGUAUAUACGGUAAGUACAUUAAUUACUGAAAAUUUGUUUAACCUGCUUAAAAAAAAAAAAAAAGGGAAGGAAAAGACAGAAAGGGAAGAAAAAAGAAAGGAAUAGAUGCUCAAUCCUACACUGUUUAAAAAGCGGAUCUUUAACCGAGUGACAUCCAAAAAGGAGAGUAAAACGUAAACGAAGGUGGUGAGCAGGAUUCCAGAUUCCCCAUGAGAGGCAGUGGCAGAUAAGUGUAUAAGUGUACCUAUUGCUUAAACUUGUUUAAAAGUGGAUGCCCAACCUUUUUUUGUGCUUAAUUGAGUGACAUCUAAAAAGAAAAAGUAUGAGAGAAAUUGUUCUUUUUUUUUUCCUUUCUCCCCCCCCCCCUUCCCCCUCUGUGCUGCAUCAAUGCAGUAGGGGGUGGAUUGCCUAAACUGUUAUACGGAGGGUAUUGGAGAGAGGUGUUUGGUUAAGCGGAUCUUUAACCGAGCGGAUCUAGAAGAAAAAAUGGAAACUAGAAGAAAAAAUAAAACUUAAGUCUAAGUUAUUUCCCACUAUAAUUAAUGCCUCUGUAAGCCCCCAAAAAAAAGAGGGGUAGCUUUUUUUUGUUUUCGAAGAAUGUUUCUCUGAAAAUUGUUCACCAAGAACUUGAUACAGAAGGUCGAUACAUAAUUUUUAGUGUGCGAAAUUAAUCACCAAAAAUACACAUUCGUUAAUAUAUACGCCCCAAACCAGGCACAAAUUCCAUUUAUUAGAAAAAUAUUUAAUAGAAUUGACCGCGUUAAAACUGGUCGAGUCAUUGUUACGGGAGACUUUAAUUGCGUCUUAGAUGCAGAUUUGGACAGAAGUCCUAAAUUAAAAGGCGAUAACUAUAAGAAGGUAAAAACUAACGGGAAAUUUUUUUCUGAAUUAGUCAAACAAAAUGGUUUGCAGGAUUAUUGGAGGAUAUUCCAUGUAAAAAAAGAGAUUUUUCAUGCUUCUCUAAAACUUUUUGUUCAUACUCCCGAAUUGAUUUAAUUUUGGGGGAUAGAAAUUCAGUGAAACAGGUUAAAAAAAAUCUUUAUAACAACCACAACGUGGUCCGAUCAUAACCCAAUAAUAUUAGAACUAAAAGAACAGAUUGAGAGACCCAGAACAGAAUGGAGAAUGAAGGAUUGGAUAUUGAGAAAGGAAAAUAACCUUAAUUAUAGUAAAGAGAUGACAGAUCUUUUUUUCCUAGAGAACAGAAAGAAUGGUCUACCCAGCAAUGACCUGGUGUGCAUUUAAAGCGGUAAUAAGGGGCCACCUUAUAGGCCUAACAGCCAAAGAAUUUAAGCUGAAUGAGAAAAGGGCUAGCCUGGCGGAGCUAUAUAUAAAACUGGAUGACUUACUUUAUCAAAAUAAAAGAAACCCUUCUAUUAGUAUUACCAAUACAAUAACAGAAGUAGAAAAAAUAAUAAAUGAUCAACUGAUGGCAAAAGCUAAUAAGGCCUUAAUAGGCAUUAAACAAUAAUGUUAUUACAUGGGAAACAGAGCAGAAGCACUGAUGUCAAAUAGACUAAAGAAAGAAAAAGUUAAAAAGGUUAUUGCUAAAAUUGUACACAAUGGGGAAACUUUAUUAAACCCAGAAAAAAUAGGAGAAGCCUUUAAAAAAAUAUUAUCAGGAUUUAUACAACAUUUCAAGUCAAAUAAAUAAGACAUCAGAGAGGUCUUAAAAACUAUCAAAAUACCGACAAUCACAGAUCUACAACUACAAAUAAAAUAUUCAAGGAGGAUGAAUUGAUCUUCUGUAUUAAUAAACUUAAAUAAAAAAGGACCUGAUGGGUUUGAUAACCUCUUCUAUAAUUAUUGAAAAACAAUAUCAAAACAGAUUUGAUCGAAGUUUUUAACUCCUUUUGGAACAACUGAAAAGAUUCCAGCAGAAUUACUGCAAGCGAAUAUAUUCCCAAUUCCUAAGCAAGAAAAAGACACAGAAAAAAAAUAAGAACUACCACCCAAUUUCCCUUCUAAAUACCGAUAUAAAGCUCUAUUCGGCUAUGAUAGCAGAACGUUGAAAAUAAUUAUACCAGAUGUGAUAGAUAGGGACCAGGUGGACUUUGUCCCAGGUAGAUCAUCUACCCAUAAUAUAAGAAGACUGACUGAUUGAUGUUUUGAAUCAUGCGGGAAGAUCGGGGCCCAUGUUGGCCCUGUCGUUAGAUGCUGAAAAAGCAUUUGACAGGGUCAACUGGGAGUUCAUGAGGCAAACCCUUCAGGCAUUUGGAUUAGAGGGAAGACUUUUCCAGAAUAUCUCUGCUCUUUAUACAGUACCUACGGCUAGAGUUGUAGGAAAUGGCUUCGGAUCUGAAUGGUUCUCAUUGCUAAAUGGAACAAGACUGCCUGUGUAGGCUCUUCACAGCCCUUUUAUCACCCAAACAAGCGUAAGGUAUCACACUGGAGGGGAUGUUCCGGCUCCCCAAGCCUCCUGCAGCUGCGGCCUCCAACACCAGCCACCUACUGGUCAAAUUCCAAAAUGGCCAAGAUAAGGCAGCCAUCAUGAAAGCAGUGAGGGGGAAACCCCCAUUCCGCUUUGAGGAAAUGGACAUUACCUUCUACUCAGAUCUCUCCCGACCGACACUUCAGUGGCGGAAGACGCUACGACCCCUCACAUCCAUAUUAUCAAUGAAAGGAAUCAAGUACCGAUGGGGCCCAACGCGCACGCUAAUUAUCCAGCACCAAAACACGGAGAUCAAGGUAGCGGAGGCAUCGCAGAUAGAGGCAACCCUGACCACUCUGGGCCUGAAACACGCAGCAACGCCGGCACCGACAGCAUGGGACCCGGCCAACUCUGCCCCGUUCAUCCCGGCAAAUCGGAACAUACCCAGCCGUGCAACUACUUGACUCUGGAAAUUAUAUAGUUUCUUUUAUAUAUUUUUACUUAAACCCUUGUUUUUUCGUAUUAUGAGGCACAGGCACCUCACAGUAGACGCAUUAACUGUCACAGUAACUGUAGACGCAGUAUAAGUUAUACCGUUCGUAUUGUAUCCCCCUUUGUUUGUUUUUUAUGCACCACUUAGACACCGCGCAACAUACCACACCAUGCACCAACAGCGGGCCGUACCCAUCUCUACCACCUCCCAGACCUAAACAGGCCUAAACCCGGAAACACUAGCUUCUUAACGAACACCUUACCCCCCCAGCUCUGCGCUAGUAACCACUUACACCCACUCAACCAAGUGGAGCUGUGCCCACUCAGCACCCAGCCCGCCUUAGAUAUAUAUCGCACUCUGUCUCUCAAUUUCUGAUACUACACAACCAUACAUGUCCCUGACACCUACACCAACCACAACCACCGCUAGAGACAUGAUCAUGGCGGUAACAAGUUACAUUACCAUAAACAAUAAAAACCGCAGCCAACAUCGCUAUCCCACCAAUGUAUGCAAAUGGUUAAAAGCAAUGUUAUGCUUCAUUGAAUGUAUUAUACACAAUGUGUAUAUCAUGUUGACUGCGAAAAAUAAAGAAUAAAAAAAGAAAUAAAUGAAUAAACUCCUAAAGGGUUGGAAGAAUCUAGAAUUCUCGUGGUUGGGGCCGUAUUAAUAUUAUUAAGUCUUACAUCUUACCAAAAUGGGUAUAUUUGUAUAGAAUGAUCCCCCUGAGUGUCCCCGAUAGUUGGCUGCUAUUAAUACAACAGGCCUGGUCUAAGUUCAUAUGGCAAGCAUAAAAACCAAGAGUGGCAAGAAAACUCCUCUUGAUUAAUCAAUCUAAGGGAGGGGUAGGAUUCCCAGUCAUACAACAAUACUAUGAAGCGAGUAUCCUUUUCCAUAGUAUCAUUUCACAAUUGGCUGGGGCUAAACUAGAAAGGUGGUAUGCGGUGGAAAAGGAACUUGCAGAUGGUAGGGAUCUAGUAACACUUUUCUGGUUUACUCAAGAAGGAGAAACAAAUAAGAGCCAACCAAGUUCUAAUAGUGUGGUAAUAGAGUCCAUUAGAGGAAUAUGGAGUAAGAUUAAAAAAAAGUGCAGGAUUUAAAAAUCACAUUAUUAACACCCUGCCGAUCUCAAUACUAGAAAAUAUGCAAGACCUAAGACUAAAUAAUUGGAGAAGAGCAGGUAUACAAACUAUAGAAGAUAUAACAACAGGACCCAGGGUUAAAGGACCACUAUAGUGCCAGGAAAACAUACUUGUGUUCCUGGCACUAUAGUGCCCUGAGGGUGCCCCCACCCUCAGGGUCCCCCUCCCGCCUGGCUCUGGAAGGGGGAAAGGGGUAAAAACGUACCUUUUUCCAGCGCUGGGCGGGGAGCUCUCCUCCUCCGAUCCUCCUCUUCUCCUCCCAUGCGGCUGAAUGCGCACGCGCGGCAAGAGCUGUGCGCGCAUUCAGCCGGUCACAUAGGAAAGCAUUAUCAAUGCUUUCCUAUGGACACUUGCGUGCUCUCACUGUGAUUUGCACAGUGAGAAGGACGCAAGCGCCUCUAGCGGCUGUCAAUGAGACAGCCGCUAGAGGAAUUGGGGAAAGGCUUAACCCAUUCAUAAACAUAGCAGUUUCUCUGAAACUGCUGUGUUUAUAAAAGAAUGGGUUAAGCCUAGCUGGACCUGGCACCCAGACCAUAUCAUUAAGCUGAAGUGGUCUGGGUGCCUAGAGUGGUCCUUUAAUUCGUUUGAACAAAUAUGUAUUAAUUUCGGUCUCCCGGAAACUGAGAAAUUUAACUAUAUGAGGAUUAAAAGCUAUUUGAAUAAAACUCUAAAUAAAGAGAAAUGGGAAUUUAAUAAUAAAUUAGGAAACUUAUUGAAAGGACAUGAAAAACCUAUUAAAUAAAUGUAACUCUGUUUUGAGACAACUAGAGGGUGACGACGUUUCCAGCGAUUUAAAAAAAAUGGGAGAAAGAUCUAAAAAUACAAAAAAUUGAUGGACAGGACUAGAACAGAGCAUGGCUGACAGUUACUAGGCGUAUUAAAUGCCUAAAUUUAGUGGAGCUACAUUUUAAGAUCAUUAACAGACUCUAUUGUGGUCCUAGCCAUCUAAACAAAAUAGACCAGAGUAAAACAGAUAUAUGUUGGAGAUGCGAAGGGGGAGUGGGAGAUUGUGUACAUAUUUGGUGGAGUUGCCCCCCACUUAAGGAAUUUUGGAAAGCGUUCUUGUCCAAAAUGAAAUGGUAACUGGAUCUAACUUCCUCUUUGCCCUGGAAAUGCUUAUAUUACAUUUAAAUAUUUAUCAGUAUAAUGUAGAUUUACAACACUUUUUUACCCAUGCAUUAAUAGCAGCAAAGAUUUCUAUUGCUAGAAAGUGGGGAACUAAAAAUCUACCGAAUUGGGACAUAGUAAAAAACCUACUAAUUUCGCAAUUUAGGAUGGAGGGAGGUUUGAAUAGAAACCUGAAGGAAAAAAAAAAUUAUUUAACAUAAAUAAAUGGUUAAAAAAAUUGUUGGCAGUAGAUUAAUAUACAUAGAAGAGGAAAGGAAGAGAAGUGGAUAGGGAGGGAAAAAGGAAAGAGAAAAAAAGGGGGUGGAAAGGUGAGGAGAAAAGAAAAAAGGGAGAAAAGAGAAGAAGGGAAACAUUUUUUUUAUCUCAUAUCAGUAUUAUGAAUAGCAAUGCAGAGAGACUCAUCGUGUGUGAAUGUUGUGUUUGUCUGCUUUAUGUUAUGGUCUUUCUUUCUUCUUCUUCUUUUUUUUUUUUUUCUUUGUUAAUGAGUAAUAUUAAUGUUUUAUACAAAUUGAAGUCAUAUAAAUAGGAAAAAGAGGGGAGAGAAAACACUGAUGAUGACUAAUAUACCAAUGCCUGAGAUGCAGAAAGCUUGAAAGAAUAUAAGAGGCUGGUAACGUCUGAAAUGAAGGGAAAAAAAUAAAAAAAAUAAAAAAAAAUAAAAAAAAAUAUAUAUAUAGCAGCGUGGCUUUCUACACUUAAUUUUAUAUUUUUGGGCCUUAAAACAGAUGUUUAUACAGUUCAGGUCGGCCACGGUAAAAUUCUGCAAAAUUCUGCUUGAUGACAUUCACUUCCCCUUUAUUAUCCUUGAUGUAUAACAAUUUACGUUGUGUCUGGAUCCCAAGGCAUUUAGUCUAAUAGUGAACCAAACUGUCCAACGCAUGCAACACAGACUAACGACCGAGGACAUUACAUCAUUAGGGUCACUGAUGGCAGGGUCGCAUACUUCUUUUCUGCAUACUUUUUAAAUACAGACAACUACAAGACUAUAUACAGUCAAUUCCACAACAACCUCUUCUGAUAAGAGACCUAACCGCAUUCAUGAAUUCAUGCAUGGAUAUAGAUCCUCUAGCUCAUGGUAUCUUAGACUUGGACUCUCUAUUUCAGUUCCAACCACAGAUGGGUCCUAUGCGCUUUGUGGGUUCAGGACUGCUAUCGGAAAAAUCUCCUUGGGGAGCGAUGACGGUCCUGAACCGUCAUAACGGUCUGGGGCUACUUACCUGAUCACCGUCGGUCCCCCGGCGGUGAUCAGCGCUCCUCCCAGUCCAGGGGGACUGCCUGUCUGCCCGGGCAGUCUCCCCUCGGAAGAUCAGAACCUCGCGGCCACGUGAUCACUCGAUCACAUGACUGCAAUAGGUGUCUGUGUAUAUGCCUGCAGGGGGACUGUCUGUGCUGAUAUAUAUAUAUAAUGUCAUACUAAGUGUAUUUUUAUAUUUAUAUAUACGUAUAUUAAUAUAAAAAUACACUUUUAAUUUAAGUUACACACAUAUAUAUACAAUAUAUAAUUAUAUAUAUAUAUAUUAUAAAUAUGUUAAUAAAAAUAAAUAACAAAGUAAAAAUAAUUUUUAAUAAUUAGAAUAAAAUUACAUAUAUAUAAUUUUUUUUAACCUUAUUUUGAUAUUAAUAUAUAUAUUUAUAUCAAAAUACCCUUGGAAUGUAAUGAGAUAUAUAUAUAUAUAUAUAUCUAUGUAUAAAUAAAAAUAAUACGAAAUAUACAUAUGUCCAUAUACAUAAUUACAUAAAUAAUUUCAUAAAUAUACACCUAGACAUCAAAUAUAUAAAUAUGUAUAUGUAUUAAAAUUCUACGUGCGUAUUUAUGUAAUAUUUUUACCUAAUUAAGUAAUUUUAAUGAUUGCAAUUUGAGGGACCUGCCUGCCAACCCAGGCCGAAAGUCCAGAGAAUUUAAUUUGCUAGCACUGUGUUUAACCCUGCAACUUUCUAUGACACCCUAAAACCUGUACAUGGGGGGAACUGUUUUACUCAGGAGACUUCGCUGAACACAAAUAUUAGUGUUUCAAAACAGUAAAACAUAUCACAGCGAUGAUAUUGUCAGUGAAAGUGUCUUUUUUUGCAUUUUUCACACACAAACGGCACUUUCACUGAUGAUAUUAUCGCUGUGAUACAUUUUACUGUUCUAAUACACUGAGUAUAACAGUACCCCACAUGUAGAGGAUUUAUAGUGUUUGUGAAAGUUACAGGGUCAAAUAUAAGGCUUGAUUUUACUUCUUUUUUUUUUUUUAUUAGAAAUUUGUCAGAUUGGUAAGGUUGCCUUUGAGAGCGUAUGGUAGCCCAGGAAUGAGAAUUACUCCCAUGAUGGCAUACCGUUUGCAAAAGAAGACAACCCAAGGUAUUGCAAAUGGGGUAUGUUCAGCCUUUUUUAGUAGCCACUUAGUCACAAACACUGGCCGAAGUUAGCAUUUUUUGCAUCUUUAACACACAAACAAAUAUAAAUGCUAAAUUUGGCCAGUGUUUGUGACUAGGUGGCUACUAAAAAAGACUGGAUAUACCCCAUUUUGAAUACCCUGGGUUGUCUACUUUAAAAAAAAUGUACAUGUGAGGUGUGAUUCAGGGAUUUAUGACAGAUAACGGUGUUACAAUGUCACUAUUGAUAAAUUUAAAAUAUAUAUAUAUUGAAACAGCAAUUUCCUACUUGUAUUUAUAGGCCUAUAACUUGCAAUAAAGCAUGUAAACACUGGGUGUUUUUAAAUUCGGGACAAAAUUUUGAAUCUAUUCAGCAGUUUUUUUCAUUAGCUUUUGUAGAUAAGUAAAAGAUUUUCCAAGUAAAAGUCCAAAAACGUCUCUUUUUUUUUUCAAUUUUUUACCUUAUUUUAUUUUUUUUAAAUAAAAUAUGACAUGAUACAAAUAAUGGUAUGUAAAGAAAGCCCUUCUUGUCCUGAAAAAAAUAUAUAACUUGUAUGGGAACCGUAAAUGAGAGAGAGGAAAAUUACAGCUAAACACAAACACCACAAGUGUGUCAAAACUGCUCUGGUCAUUAACGUACAACAUCGCAAAAACAGGCCGGUCCUUAAGUGGGUAUACAAACUUUUAUUGUGCUGGUAUAGCACCCCUCAAUGCCUUCAGAGAACUAACCCCUCUCUUGAUGAUCUAGGCUGGCACUGCACACAAGACCCAGGUACAUUGAUAUAUAUCUGGUGGGACUGCCCCCUAGUGAAAACCUUCGGCCGAAUGGUGCACUCUAUGGUAAAAAAAAAUAUAUAUUCUCAGAUGCCCGACCACCUUUUAGGCAAACUCCACUGUUACUACAUCAUACCACAGUCCUAGGUCUAGCUACAAGAAUAUUAAAUGUAGCCAAACACAUUAUGCUUUAAUUCUGGAAACAACCUGACACUCCACCAAUGAAAGUAUGGUUUACCCAGAUGGAGGAGCUACGUGGUCUUGAGAAGCUGUGUUAUGGUGCCGUAAACAAACUACCCAUUUACGUUCUUAUUUAGACACAAUGGAUACUGACAACGAAUACACAAGGCUUCCCAAACUUACUGUAGAUUCCACUCUGGUGGGAAAGGUUGAUGAUUUAACUACCUAUUGGGCGACUAUCCUUUCUCCUUUCAUUACCACUCUUUCUAACACUUUUCACUUACUUUUGGUUGUAGUUUAAAUGUAAUAGUGUCAUUCCAUGCAUCAUGAGAUGUAUAGCUUGGAGGAAAGACGAGACAGGGGGGAUAUGAUAGAAACAUUUAAAUACAUAAAGGGAAUCAACACAGUAAAGGAGGAGACUAUAUUUAAAAGAAGAAAAACUACCACAACAAGAGGACAUAGUCUUAAAUUAGAGGGACAAAGGUUUAAAAAUAAUAUCAGGAAGUAUUACUUUACUGAGAGGGUAGUGGAUGCAUGGAAUAGCCUUCCAGCUGAAGUGGUAGAGGUUAACACCGUAAAGGAGUUUAAGCAUGUGUGGGAUAGGCAUAAGGCUAUCCUAACUAUAAGAUAAGACUAGGAACUAAGGAAAGUAUUUAGAAAAUUGGGCAGACUAGAUGGGCUGAAUGGUUCUUAUCUGCCGUCACAUUCUAUGAGAACUCCUAUUCUCCGGUUCUCUUUUCCAAAGAAUAUAAUUUUGGUUUACAUAAUUGAAGGCACGUGAAUACUUGUUUCUUUCUUUUGUUGAGAGACUUGCGAGUCUCAUUAGUCUGUGUUUAAGUCCUGCGAGACUCAUUUUUGUUAUUGUUUUUGAAAAUGUUCUCGGUAAAAAAGAGAUUCCUAUAAAAAAAAAAGCUUUAUUAAAUCAUAGUAAGUGAUAUUAAAACUCUCUGUAAGUAACAACGUAACAAAAAUUGCAUUUCAGUCAUACCCCUAAAGAAUUCUACACACCUAUUAGGUUCUGUCUAAUUCAGCGCAAUGACAUCUACAUCUGAGUGACAGUGAAUGAAUGAGUCACAGGCGAACGAGCAUAAUGUGAUAAUGAAAAGUAAAUUAGCCACCAAACAUUUAUUUGAGGAUUAAUAAACAACAUAUGUGCUUUAUUUUAUUUGUGAAGUUUCUCCAUGGAAACUGCAGAUUUAUCUACCAAACUGCAAAGCUUGAAACGUGACCGUUUAGAUACGUGACCGUUUAGAUAUCACUUAUAUUUGUAAGGCAGGUUUCAUAGUGGAUGAAUGAUAAGAAUGUGAGUUAUAAAGUUUUCCUUUGCAGGCUGCAUGAAAAUCUGUCUGUCCCUGCUUGAUAUUUACUGCUAUAGUACUUUGACAAUGGGAAAUGCAUCCAGCUUUUCUCACAUUUGUUUUGGCUGCUAAUCCAAAAGAAGAUUGCUUUAGACAAAAUCUCCUUUUUUCCAGUCUCUCUUGUGUGACCUUGUGUCCUAGGUAUAGUUCUGUUUAUGAAUAGAUUUUGAGACAAUGGUUUGUAUUGGCCUUGAAUUUAUUUGUAUAAUGUAUCAUAUCCUCUCUGAGGUGCUGUUCUUCCAAACAAGAGAUUUUAAACUUGUUAACCUUUCUUCAUAGCUGAUAUGUUCCAUAAUAGGUGUAAAGGAUCCUGCUAUUCGUGCAGCGCUGAUCCUUGUAGUUUCUCCCGAAAUCCAGCUGAAGUAAAGUGAUUAUAGCUCCCAAUCCCCCAAACAUGAGUCGAGACUUCAUGAAGGGGUAAAACGAUCUGAUUUAAUGGGGGCUACCUGCCCGGUAUUUAUGCAGGUCUCCCACCUGGUGGACACUCCCCUAGGGGACCAGAUGGAAGACUAGGACAAAAGAAUUACAGUAGCCAAUUGCAGUGGCUCCAACAUAAGCCCUUCCCUUUGCAUAGGUAAAUCCCUCCUCUCUAUCCUGGAGAUAAUUAACUUUAAGUUAGUAAAAGAAACCUUAAUUAUCUCCAGGUAGAGAAAAACAUGUAUUUUUAUAUAUUCCCAAAACAGUAUUAAAAUCUAUAACUUAUAUUUUACUGAACAUAAACUUUAAGUCCCACAUACCCCCAGAUAGCAUGGAUCUGAGCACACAUAGUCAAAUAGUGUUCAGAUCCCACAAACACAGUUCUCAAUAUCAUCGAAUGAAGUUUGGACUUCACCGGUUGUUCGCGUGUUUAUAUCCGAGAAAGAGUUCCAUAACUGUAGCUAUCUGGGGUCGGUCUAUUUCGUAUCGCAUAAAAGUCCCGAACGGUAAAAUGUUCCCGGCAUUCGUGUGUUUCCAGCCGUAUGAAUGGGGACCUUGGUAGGCACCAGCAGUGUUCGGCGGAAUAAGUGUCCGAAAAGAGUUCCAGGGCAUUGCCGCCAUUUACCGCUGAGUGUUCGAUUUAAAAUGGCGACCGCCACGUGUUCGGCAGAUGAACGUGGACCACCAAGCUGUUCCCCAAUUACUCUGUGGUUAACCGCAAGGUCUGGGCGGUUAAUGAGCACCACACGACCUCAAUAGGAGCUCGGGUGAUUCGGCAGUUUGUUCGUUUUAUCUGUAUUUGCACAAAAUCACCACACACGCAUAAAUAACCGAAAAGGCUGUUUCUCAUAGUCUGUUUAACACGGGAUUUCGUUACAAUAGGCAUAACUGAAACAUGGUGGGAUGAGACACAUGACUGGGUAGUUAACUUAAAUAAAUGGUUACACAUUAUUCACAAAAUGUCAGGAAAAACAAGAAGGGUGGUGGGGUAUGUUAGUAUGUCAACCAUGCGCUAAAGCCAAAUCUCAAUCAAGUGGAAUGUGACAAGGAAAAUGGUAGCUUUAUGGGUAGAUAGAUGCUUUGGGUAAAAGAAAAUAAAUUAUUGGUUGGAACAUGUUAUAAACCACCUAAUGAUAAUGUUGAUGGAGGGAGAACAGCUCUUAGAGCAAAUUUGGAAAGCUGCACAUCUGGCAACACGUUAAUUAUUGGAGAUUUUAAUUACCUGGACAUAAAUUGGGACAAAGAGACUAGUAGUUCAGCAAGGGGAAUCAGGUUUUUAAACAUGUAGAAUGGCACCGUACUGGUACAAGCACCAACGAGAAAGGACGCUUGUCUGGAUCCUUUUUAUUGUGUAGCCCGCCUUUGCACUUUUUCUAGUGCCAUAAUAUCCUUCUUUAGAACAGGUACACAAAAUUGCACAUAAUAUUCAGUAUGUGGUCCUACCAGCAAUUUAUAAAGCGGCAAAAUUAUAUUUUCAUCCAGAGAAUGAAUGCCCUUUUUCAUGCAUGACAAUACCUUGCUGGUCUUAGCCACUGCUGAUUGACAUUGCAUGAUGUUGUCAAUAACAAUUCACAAAUCCUUCUCAUUUGUUAUCCCUAAUUCACUUCUUAUUUAGGGUGAAAGUUGUUUGUUCAUUCUUUACCCCAAAGUGCAUAACUUUGCAUUCUUCUACAAUACAUUUCAUCUCCCAUUUGAGUGAAUUUUGAUCUAGACUAGUGGUUCCCAACUUUUUUAUUUUUAUUUUUUUUAUACUUGAGUUACCCCCUGGCAACCCAUUUCAAGAAGUAUGCCCCUCAUAUUAGCUAAAUGUUUAUUAAUAUAGUUACUAUUACUUCAAAUGUAUACAUUUUUAUCUGCCGUAUAUUCCCCCUUUGCCGUAUAUGCCCCAAGCUCACCCUGCUGCUCACAGUGCAGAUAUAUUAACACACACAUACAAUGUACCACAGGUUGGGAACCCAUGAUCAUGACCAAUUUCUUUGAGUUUGAACACUAACCUAUUGUGAGCAAUCAUAUCAAAACCCAUGGCAAAAUCCAAGUAGAUCACUUCCACUGUAAUACCCUGAUAUACUCACUUCUUCGUAGAGUGCAAUCAGGUUGGUUUGAUAUGACCUAUGUUUCAUAAAACCAUGCUGAUUAUUGCUAAUAAUAAUGUUCUUCACAAUGAAUUCCUGAAUAUUAUCCCUUAAUAACCCUUUAAAUACUUUCCCAGUCACAGAAGUUAAACUCACAGAUCUAUAAUGUCCAGGCAAAGAUUUUGAACCCUUUUUGAAUAUGGGAACCACAUCUACAUUCCUCCAAUCCUCUGGUACAAUUUCUGAAAGACAGGAAUCUUAAAAGAUUAAGAACGGAGGUCCACUUAUUUCCAAACUUAGCUCAUUAAGUACUCGUCUGUGAAUACCGUCAGACCCUGGAGCUUUCUUUACAUUAAUUUUCUUUAGUUACUGUAUCACCUUGUCUUGAAUCAUCCAUUCACCAUUUUUCUGCAUGUUUUUUGCAGCAUAUCUCUUGCAAUAGGACCUUCCUUAUUAUAUACUGAGGAAGAAUAGUUAUUUACAAUUUCUGCAUUUUCCUGGUCUUCAUUACCUAACAUGCCUAUCUCUGUUUUCAGUGUUCCCUACAUUUUCAUUUUUUGUGGGUGGGUGUUUGUUUUUGUUUUUUUUAGAAUGUAUGUGUGUAUAUAAAAUGUUUGGGUUGGUUUCGCUUUCUUUAGCUUCCACUUUCUCAGUUUCUAGUUUAGCCACUCUAAUUGCCUUUUUGCAUGCUUUAUUGGCUUCCUUAUCUGUCUGCUUUAAUUACCAUUUUCUUAUUUUACUUUCCCACUAAGCCAUAUUGGUUUCAAUUAGUUUUUUUUAUAUUUAUUACCCAGUGGUACAUACUGAGAAAUGUACUUUCCUAAUAUUUUUUUUGAAGCUAUUCUGUUUAUCCACAAGUUUUUUUUUUUUUCUUUUCACGAAGUAGUUUAUGCCAGUCAAUAUGUUGUAAAGCUGCCCUUAUCUUAUUGAAAUUGGCAUUUUAAAAAUUAUAUGUUUAAGUAUACCCCAGAUUUUUUAAGUUUUAUUUCAUAAGACACCAUAUUGUGAUCACUAUUUCCCAAAUGUUCCCUACUUGAAUGUUUGUCAAAAGAGCAACAUUGUUUGCCAUAACCGGAUCCAGACCAGCAUCCUUUCUAGUUGGUGCUUGUCCCAGUUGUGACAGUACGGUGCCAUUCAACAUGUUUAAAAACCUGAUUCCCAUUGCUGAACUACCAGUCCCUCUGACCCAAUUUAUGUCCAGGUUAAAAAAAAUCUCCAAUAAUUAACGUGUUACCCAGAUGUGCAGCUUUCCCAAUUUGCUCUAAGAGCUGUUCUCCCUCCAUUAACAUUACCAUUAGGUGGUUUAUAACCGAUUCCAACCAAUAGUUUUUCAUUUAACCAAAGCAUCUAUCUACCCAUAAAGCUACCACGUUUUCCUUGUCACAUUCCACUUGCUUGAGAUUUGGCUUUAACUCGUGGUUGACAUACUAACAUAACCCAUCACCCUUCUUGUUUUUUAUCUUUCCUGAAUAAUGUGUAACCAUUUAUUUAAGUUAACUGCCCAGUCAUGUGUUUCAUUCCACCAUGUUUCAGUUAUGCCUAUUAUGUCAUAUUGUUUAGUGUAUGCCAGUGUCUCUUGUUCCCCAAUUUUGUUCUUUAGGCUCCUUAUAUUUGUAAAAAUGCAUUUAAUAUCAUCAUGAGUCCCUUGUACUUAAUGUGAAUUUUCAUUACUAUUCCAUACCUCCUCUGUUCUGAGCUUGUCCCUCCUCCUAUCUUAACACCUCUUGAGUUAAGCUAAAUCCCAUCUCCUUCAGUUCUAUCUCCGUUAUGUAGAUUGCUAUGAUCCUCCCUCCCCACCACUAGUUUAAAAUCUCCUCCAACCGUCUAGCCAUCCUGUCCCCCAGCACUACAGACCUUCUUCUGUUUAGGUGCUUCCAUCACUGCUACAAAGAUUGUCCUGAAGCGCAAAAUCAGCCAAGUGCUCCAAAAACCCAAAGCCCUCCUUCCUGCACCAUGACUUUAGGCAGAGCAGCAUUUUAUUUAAAUUGUUUGGGGGUGGGCUACUUCUUAGUGUUGGUGAGUUUAUAUAAAGCUCAAUUUUAUUAUUAAUUGCAGAAUACCAGCAUUUUCCUCAUUGUUUUAUGAGCGUUCAAACCGUGAAUGGUGAAUAAUAAACUUGUUUAGUUAAUCAGCAGUGAAAUCAGGGGGCAGAGAGAUUGCCAGGUGUGUAGUCUGCAUUCCACUAAACAAUUAUAAAACUAGUUAACCCCUUAAGGACCGAGGACGGUUCAGGACCGUCAUCGGCAUUUUUGCCUUGAGGACCGAUGACGGUCCUGAACCGUCCUAACAGUCAGAGCUACUUACCUGAUCGCCGUCGUUCCCCCGGCGGCGAUCAGCGUGGCUCCGGUUGUGGGGAGACUGCCUGCAGCCCAGACAGUCUCCCCACACUGAUUUAGGACCCCUGUGGCCAUGUGAUCGCUUAACAGAGCGAUCACAUGGUCACAAUGGGUGUCCAUGUGUCUGCCUGCAGGGGGACUGCCUGUGCUGACGGGCAGUCUCCCUGCUAGUGUAAAAUCAAAAAAUAAAAUAAAGUUAAUGUUAAUAAAAAAUAAAUAAAUAAUUAUAUAUGUGUAUAUAUGAUAUAUAGACAUAUAUUAUAUCUAUAUAAUAUAUGUCUAUAUAUCAUAUAUAUAAUGUCAUACUAAGUGUAUUUUUAUAUUAAUAUGUACUUAUAUUAAUAUAAAAAUACACUUAUAAUUAAAUUACACACGUAUAUAUAUAAUAUAUAUAAUAACUAUAUAUAUUGUAUAUAUAUAUUAUUAUAAAAUAUAAAUAAUAAGUAAUUUAAAUUAAAUACAUUUUUUUUUAAAUAAUAAUAAAAAAUUAAAAAAAAUUAUAGCUAUAUGAAAUUUUAUUCUAACUGUAUUUUAAAAUUAAUAUAUAUAUAUUUAUAUCAAAAUACACUUAGAAUGAAUUUGUAUAUAUAUCUAUGUAUAUAAAAAUAAAUAAAAAUAAUAAGAAAUAUACAUACGUCCAUAUACAAAAUUACAUAAAUAAUUAUAUAAAUAUACACGUAGACUUCAAAUAUAUAAAUAUGCAUAUAUAUUUAAAUUCUACGUGCGUAUUUAUGUAAUAUUUUACAUAAUUCAGUAAUUUUAUUGAUUGCAAUUUGAGGACCUGCCUGCCAACCCAGGCCGAAAGUCCAGAGAAUUUAAUUUGCUAGCACUGUAUUUUACCCUGUAACGUUCUACGACACCCUAAAACCUGUACAUGGGGGGUACUGUUUUACUCGGGAGACUUCGCUGAACACAAAUAUUAGUGAUUCAAAACAGUAAAACAUAUCACAGUGAUGAUAUUGUCAGUGAAAGUUACUUUUUUUGCAUUUUUCACACACAAACAGCACUUUUACUGAUGAUAUAAUUGUUGUGAUACGUUUUCCAGUUUUUAAACACUAAUAUUUGUGUUCAGCGAUGUCUCCUGAGUAAAACAGUACCCCCCAUGUACAGGUUUUAUAGCAUUUUUGAAAGUUACAAGGUCAAAUAUAUGGGUCAAAUAUUUUUACAUUGAAAAUGGCCAGGUUGGUUACGUUGCCUUUGAGAGCGUAUGGUAGCCCAGGAAUGAGAAUUACCCCAUGAUGGCAUACCAUUUGCAAAAGAAGACAACCCAAGGUAUUGCAAAUGGGGUAUGUCCAGUCUUUUUUAGUAACCACUUGGUCACAAACACUGGCCAAAAUUAGCGUUCAAUUUAGUUUUUUACUUUUUUCACACACAAACAAAUAUGAAUGCUUACUUUGGCCAGUGUUUUUCGACUAAGUGGCUACUAAAAAAGACUGGACAUACCCCAUAUUGAAUACCCUGGGUUGUCUACUUUAAAAAAAAUAUGUACAUGUGGGGUGUUAUUCAGAGAUUUAUGACAGAUAAUAGUGUUACAAUGUCACUAUUGAUAAAUUUUAAAAAUGUAUGUUUUGAAACCGCAAUAUCCUACUUGUACCUAUAGCCCUAUAACAUGCAAAAAAAAGCAAAAAAGCACGUAAACACUAGGUAUUUUUAAACUCAGGACAAAAUUUUGAAUCUAUUUAGCAGUUUUUUUCAUUCGCUUUUGUAGAUGAGUAAAAGAUUUUUCAAGUAAAAGUCAAAAAACAUGUAUUUUUUUAAAUUUUUCAUCAGAUUUUUGUAUUUUUUUUAAAUUAAAAUACAUGAGAUUAUAUAAAUAAUGGUAUGUAAAGAAAGCCCCUUUUGUCCUGAAAAAAACAAUAUAUAAUUUGUAUGGGAACAGUAAAUGAGAGAGCGGAAAAUUACAGCCAAACACAAACACCACAAAAGUGUAAAAAUAUUCCUGGUCGCAAAUGUACAACAUCGCAAAAACAGUCCAGUCCUUAAGGGGUUAAAGAUAGAACAGAAAACGAGAGAAAGGGUGCGCCUUUAAUGUAGAUAUAUUGUACAAAUAAAAUAGUAUAGUCCAGAUAACUUAGCAAUAGUCCAGAAUAGUAGAGUACACAAUGGAAAGGAAAAUUCUUGCAGAGCAGCAGUGAUUCGUCACGGGUGUAGACUUGUAAUUUCAGUGGACCAUAUGGAAAAGAAGCAGAGAAACAGAAAUCCAACGGUGCAGUAUGUAAAUAUACUUGGAUAUUAAAAAAUUAUAAGUAGGUACUACUCACAAUUUCCAGAGCUACAAUCCAGCUCUGGUAUGAAGGGCGUGAAGUCAGCCUCGAAACCUUAAUGACUUGGAGAGGAUCUGCAAAGAGGAGUGGGACAUAAUCCCUCCUGAGAUGUGUGCAAACUUGGUGGCCAACUACAAGAAACAUCUGACCUCUGUGAUUGCCAACAAGGGUUAUGCCACCAAGUACUAAGUCACAGGGGUCAAAUACUUAUUUCACUCAUUGACACGCAAAUCAAUUUAUAACUUUUUUGACAUGUGUUUUUCUGGAUUUUGUUUUUGUUAUUCUGUCUCUCACUGUUAAAAUACACCUACCAUUAAAAUUAUAGACUGAUCAUUUCUUUGUCAGUGGGCAAACGUUCAAAAGCAGCAGGGGAUCGAAUACUUUUUUCCCUCACUGUAGAUGAGGCUGGGCAUUUCUUUAUAAAGGUUUUUUAGUUCUUUUGAAGAUGCAUUAGUUUCUAAAUACUGAUAUUCUCUUCUCUUUUUUUUCUUUUCAGGGACUUGCUGCAUUAUCUCCCUGUGCACUUGUGUAGCAGGAAUAAAUUUUGAGCUUUCUCGCUACCCCCGCUCCGUAUAUGGAUUACCUGAAGACAUCAGCCAUGGCUACGGGUGGUCCAUGUUUUGUGCUUGGGGAGGCCUGGGACUGACCCUUCUGUCUGGGUUUCUUUGCACUCUGGCCCCAUCGCUCAGUGCUUCCCAGUCUGCUGUACACAAACCUCGACAAGAGAAUGGGGCAGUGUGAUCUAUGGGAGAAGAAAAGAAGUUGACCACCCCAUCAAUCCCAAGAGGGGGCAAAUUAAAAUAAACACUCACCAGACUGAGGCACUCGUGUCCUGUUGAGGAAGUUGUUCUGUUCAGCCUGUUUGUUUGGUCUUGUGAAAAAAAAAAUUGCAGAAGUUGGAACCUCGUGUUAGCCAGGUGACUUGUGCAACAGUACCGAUGGCACAUGAUGCUUGGCCAGGAGUGACUAUGGAACUCCAUUGGAAUUGUAACAAUCUCCAGAAGACAUUUAAGUUUAAAGCUCCUAGAUGAGAGAUGCCCACGCCCAAUAUUGUGGGGCAAGCAGGCAAUAAAAUCAGGAGUACACAAUUUUCUCCAAAAGUUGUCCCAUGUUGGUCUGCUAGACAAGCUUCUAAGCUUGUUUUACAAAGAAAGACUGAUGGGUGUGCAGCUGCAGCCAGUCAUUGGCACAAUGGUUCAGUAUUUGAGAAUUUUGUAUACAUAUUAUAUAAAUAUAUAUAUAUAUAUAUAGAAAGGCAGGUAACUGAUUUUUACAUGUUUUAAUACAGUCUAAAAAACCGCCUUACACAUCAUUAUACAAUUCCCUCUUCAGAAAAAGAAAAAAAAUCAGUGUCAACUCUACACUCUCCCCUCCCCUCCCCUCCCUGAGUUUAGUGCCUUGGCACACAGCAGGAGUCAGGUCAUCAUUAGACCCAGUCCAACCUCCUGCAGUGCCUCAUAGUAGGCAGUAGAAGCCUACCCAAGCUCAGGCUCCACCAGAUGUCCUUCAAAGAUCAGCAAGGUCGUUAAUGUGGGUUCCACCAGCUGUAUGUGGCCAUGGUCCCUUGAGGGAUGGGAGUUUGUGACGUACGGGUGGGAAGAGGGAAUUUUGUGGUUAGAGAGAACCUUUUUUUGAAGGUGAUGUCGUUGUACAUGUGGUUUCAUCACAUCUUAUAAAAGCACAUGAUUUUUUAAAUUAUUUGAAUUUAUUUAUUUUAGGGGCAGGGGAUGGAUUUGCAGAACAUAUUAAAAGUGCUGGUUUGUAUCCAUUUCAGGCACAGUAAUGUCCACUGGGAAACGGGUGCCAAUGAAAUGUUUAGAUCCAUGACUAGGGGUGAAAUAAACCAUACUGACUGACUGAGACUGACCUCUUUGUGUCUCAAGGGGCAUGAUCACAGCAGUCAUCAUGGACAAGCGGGAUAUUGAAUGUGGUGGUAUAUGUGGCCCAGUUAAAUCUAUUUACCUGUUUGUCCCUGCCCUAGUAACAGGGCUUAUAAUGUGACAGAAAGCUGAAUGUGUAGAACUCUAGAAUUAAAGCGAUUUUACCUUUCAUUUGUUUUUUUUAUUUAUUUAUUAAAUUUAACUUCAGAAAACUGCCUAUAGUCUGAUUUUGUACUACGUGGAAAGUGAAUUUGUGAAACUGUGGUCAGUGAAAAACUAUUUCACUUCUGCCUGGUGCAUUUGUUGUUCAAUGCAUAGAAAUUCACUCAAAUGACUUAAAGGGACACCCCAUGAAACCAAUAUGUAUGUUGGGUUUGUUUUAAUGCUAAUUUGUACUUGUUAAUUUUGCACCCCAAUCCCACCUUUUCAUUACACAGUGUUUCUAUUUUUGCCGGAUGUCACUUUACGGAAGGUUUCGUUCAUCAGAUCUCUACAGUUAACAAAAAAGGCUUUCAGUUUAACCACAACAACCAUAAACCUUUGUAACACCCUUAUAUGGGGUCUGUCACUGCUCUGGAAUUCACACCAUUGAAUAAAACUUUUAAAAUCACCUACAA